CGACGUCGCAGGUGAAGACAUUUGCGAUGCCCUCGAGCCCUCGGCGGUACUCUACUGCCUCGAAUACAUUAUCUCUGUCUUGUCGGCACCUUGAAUGUUCGUCCAAACGCGCAACAUUCCAUUCACAACGUGCCAUCGGCCUUCCAUGCCUCCCUUCAUCGCUGGUCCCGAUUUAUCGAUUUCCUGUCCGUUCUAUAAGGACAUGCACAACUAGUAGGUGUGCCCCUUCACGCUUAUUCUCGGGUUCACAGUAGACAGCCGUAUCUGCCUUGUAGAGCACCAAUGGCAAAGCAACAAGCACUGUUUAUCGAGACUAAGCAAGGUCCUUUCGUCGUAGACCAACGAGAUAUCCCUACUCCGGGGCCUGGCGAAGUCCUUAUCAAAGAGUACGCCACUGCUCUCAAUCCUGUAGACUGGAAGAUACAGGAGCACGUUCUUUGGGUCCAAGACUACCCCGCCAUCGUUGGUCACGAAGGAGCAGGUGUCGUCGAAGCUAUCGGAGAGGGGGUCACUCGUUUCGCCAAAGGAGACAGAGUUUUUCACCCAGCUCUCGCAGGCAGUGACUAUGCCUCAUUCCAACAAUAUGUUCUCUGUCCAUCUAGCAUCAUUGCUAAAAUCCCCGAGAAGCUAUCUUUCGAGCAAGCUGCAUCUAUUACCGUCGGACUGUCCACUUCAUCCGUCCCACUUUACCAACCGCCGCCCCUUGGCCUGGGGUACCAGCCGCUGUGGGAGGGCGGCCGAGGGAAGUAUCAAGGCCUACCUAUCCUAAUCAUAGGAGGGUCCACCUCAGUGGGGCAAUAUGCCAUUCAGCUAGUCAAGCUUUCUGGCUUCCAUCCAAUUAUAACGACUGCGUCACUUCAUAAUCGCAAACAUCUCGAAUCACUCGGAGCUUCGCACGUGCUUGACCGUAAGGCAUCGUUAGAUACCCUUGCAGCCGAAAUCAAGAACAUCACGAAUAUACCGCUCGACGUCGUCUUUGACACGUUUGCGUCACCGGAAACGCAGAAAGCGGGAUACGACCUCUUGUCUCCCGAGGGGUGCCUUGUACGUGUGCAGCCGCAGGCAUUCGAGCCAGAUGAAGGGAGCAAGAAGCGGAUCUUGGGUGUCGUCGGCACCGUUUAUGAGAAUGAGAAUAGAGAGUAUGGAGAAAAGCUAUUCUCGAACGUUACCCAGAUGCUUGUGGAUGGUGAUAUUAUGCCCAACGACGUCGAGAUCCUCUCUGGUGGUCUUCAUGGCGUGGCAGCUGGCCUACAGAUGAUGAAAGACGGUCUUGUCAGCGCCAAAAAACUGGUUGCUCGUCCAAAUGAAUAGACAUGAGAACAGGAACACUGCAGGAAGGACAUUGCAUACCCGGUUUGAUCCUGUGUCAGCAGACAUCCCUUGUACCAUACUACUUAUUCCCAACCGUGAAGUUAUGCCAACAGUACAAUUCGG
Molecule: messenger RNA, 1434 nt
Organism: Coniophora puteana RWD-64-598 SS2
Lineage: Eukaryota; Fungi; Basidiomycota; Agaricomycetes; Boletales; Coniophoraceae
Product: GroES-like protein
Exons: 5
Coding region: 283-1311 (342 amino acids)
Molecular function (GO): zinc ion binding; oxidoreductase activity, acting on NAD(P)H
Source: RefSeq, a predicted model, not a curated record